Messenger RNA from Xenopus tropicalis (tropical clawed frog), 4405 nucleotides. RefSeq lists its product as uncharacterized. NCBI's taxonomy places the organism in Eukaryota, Metazoa, Chordata, Amphibia, Anura, Pipidae. The record is from RefSeq and is a predicted model, not a curated record. The coding region runs from base 202 to 1872 and encodes 556 amino acids. The transcript has 17 exons.
AAAACAAAAGCAAAAGGGGCAGAUCAUAAUGGAGACAAGCAGGGAGAUGCUCAUUACAGCUCAGAUAGCACUGAUCCCGGCCCAUCUUCAAGGCAUUCUGAUGCAUCAAACAAAGAAGAGAGACAGAAACAGGAGAAGCAGAGGGACCCUGAGGAUACCACUCCAAGGGAGAAAACAAAUGCAAGGAAGAGUCUUUUUGCCAUGGUGACCGAAAAUGAAAAUCAGGAUGCAGACGAAGUUCCGCUACCUGUGCAGGGAACUUCUCAUGAUACAUCAUGUGAUCGAUCAUCGAGUGAAGGCGAAUUAAGCGAAUCCUUAUUGAGUUCACAACCUGUGUUACUUCAUCCAGUGUCUUUACGUGACUUGAAGAAAAAGCAAAGGAAGAAGAGAGCUUCGAACGUGGAAGCAAGUUCUCAGGAAGAUAUUAGCUCACAAGACCAGAGGAUGUUAUUUCAGAUGUGGUCACUUUCCAGUCUUUCUCAAGAUUCCAGCUUAAACAUUGCCAGUCAACAUAAUGAGGGGUUGAAUGAUGGAGACACAGCAGCUGAGCAGAAUGCUAUUCCUGUCAGUACAGAUGGUACCUCCACAGACGAUUCUAUUAAAAAGAAAAAGCCAGUGGAUAACAAUUUAGCUGAGGGCCCCGAAUGCUCUGCUCGUGUAGAAAACAUAUCAACAUCACAGAGUGAAAAUUGCUAUAAUGAAACAAACCCAUGCAGUACAAUCUCACCCAAUGCACAAGGCAUAUCAGUGGUACAAAGCAGAAAUUCCCCUGAUGUGAAGAGCAUUAGAAUGACACAACCUACAAGCUCAUCUAAGGGAGACCUACAGUCCAACAAGCAGUGUGUUGGGGGCUCCCAUCAUGAAGGUGUAGCACGGCCUGUGGGACCACCUGCCGUGUCCCUGGAGCAAUCUAUGGGUACUGGAGUAGAAGAUACGCAAUCAGCAGAGUCAAGCUUGAACAUUCUGGGAAUGAAUAGCAGUCCUUUAGUGGAGGACAUAUCAGCAGAGCAAUCCCUGGACUUUUCUAGAGCAAAUAACAGGUCAAAAGAACAACCUAAAUGUUUCCCUGAAGGGAACUGCACAUCGCCACAGAAGGCUCUGCUUAAUCUUGAUAUAAAAAGCAUAGAAGUACCACAGGUGAUGCAGGCACCAUGCACCUCGCAAAGUGCAGACUCUUUCCCACCAGCGGCACAGUGCAGUAAUACAGCUGUGGCACAAAGUACAAGGUCUCCCAGGACUAAAGACACAACUGCGGCACAGAGCAGCUGCUUCUCCAAUAUAAGGAACACAACUGCGGCACAACAUGCAAACUCAUCCCAAGUCCAUAGGCCGUUAGUGGGAGAGUGUCCAAGUUCUCCUAGUGGACCAAGGGCUCCUGCUACUUCUGAUUUAGUAACACCAGAAAAUGACUCUCAUCCAUCAAAUUCUGUACCAAGCGGAGGUUCUGAAGUCAGUGCAGUUUUAUGUGAUACUGAGAACCGAAAUGGGCCAUUUGCAGGCACUGAUACCUCUACAAAAGUUGCAAUAUUACAAGAAUAUAAACGUAUGAGAGAUCAGAUGUUUAAAGGAGACCUAAAAGAAGAUGAUGCCAAACGCUUCUGGAAUAAAAUCCACACACAGGACCACAGACUCUUGCUGGAGAACAUUGAGAACUCUGUAAAAUCUGUCAGCAAUAAAAUCCUUAGUGGAGAGGCUGAAAAUCAAGAUUACGAGGAAGCAUUUAGAUAUCUGUGGGGAAGCCGGUGCAUUGAAAGUGCAGUUUUACAAGAAAUGCAAGCAAUCGAAGGGGAAAUCCAGGCUCUUGACGAAACUAAAGAAAGACUGCAAAAAAAGUACAAAGAUUGGUCAGAAUUAUUGGGAACAGGAAACUGAUACAGAAGAAACCUAACCCAUCCAUAGAGCAUUGGUAGAGACACAGCUGAAGUCAAUCACUAAGUUCUACUCUUCUUGUGAGGACACCAAACAAGCAGAUUUUUUUUAGCUGAUAUUAGCCACCAACAUUCUGGGCUACACAGUAUUAGGUCCCAGGCCAACAACUGGAUCGUAUUGGGGGUCUAGGGAGAUGUUUAUAUCAAUGCAAUACAGUCCUCUGAGGAUUUUUUUAACUUGCCUUUUUUGACAUAUCCAGGGCCGGAGCCUAGGGCACAACACUGCUGGUCACUGUGCUCCCGCCGGAGAUGGUGGGGUAGUCAGUCAAGCAGGCCGAUAGGCAGAUUUUACCAGCUUGUGUAUGGACACCAUUACCCCGGUACUAGUCAGUCUGCACAGAACAGCUCUCCUAUACUCAGGCAUGGACCAAAGUACUUAACAUAUUUGGAGUUGUUUUUACCUCCUACAUUUUAUACAUCAGGCAUUAAAUAGCUCAAAAUAUAUUUUAGAAUUUAAUCAUUUUAACAUUGCUAAUGGCAUGUUGCUAUGGAAGGAGUUUCAAUGGCAGUACCACAAGCCAGUAAGCCCAACAUCUAAUUAACUUCAGAAGAAGGCAGCAUCCCCACGCUCUGAUGUAAAAAGGAAAAUCUGGUGCAUAUCCUCUAUGGAAACUCAAAGUGAUGUUACAAUGUAAAAUAGAUAAAUAUGAAGCAUCUUGGUCCCCGUGGACAUCUUGGUGUGAAAAUCAAGAAAACUUAACCCAAUCAGGAACUAGCCGUCAGGGCACCUGACUAUUAACCCAAAUUGACUAUACUGGAUAACCAGUGGACAGCCACAAUAUACGCACAUGCAUUUUAAAAUGUCUAUGUAAGAACAAAACCAUAGCGAGAGCCUCUUUAACUUAAUCCCCCGCCCUGUCGUUCUUCUCUUCUACACAGUUUUGGUUAUAAAAUGGUUAAACUUUUAAAUAACUGGGGUUGUGGCACUUUUUUUUCUUAAAAAGGUGAAUUUUUAUUUUGUUUAAUAUAUAUUAAUCUAAAAAAAAAAAACAAACCAUGCUAUACAACUGGUUGCGGUGAAUCAAUAACAAUGUUGCAAUAUGGUGACAUUACCGGUACAAUAUUUGCUAGGGUGAUCUAUUAUUGGUGGCAGGUACGCAUGUCAGAGAGGUACAGUAUUGUAGCUAGUAUUAGCCUGCAUUAGAGGUUACAAGCCCAAGGGGUCAGGGUUACACCAGUCUGCCCAUACUCUCAAUAUUAUGGUCACUUUAUUGACGACAUUAUAUGGUCAGGAACAUCUCAAUUUAAUGAAUUCCUCACCAUUUUAAACACAAACACAUAUAACUUUAAAUUUACCUUUGAGUUAAAUCAUAAUCAUCUUAACUAUCUUGACAUAACCAUGUCUACUGAAAAUGAACACAUCACUACCAUCUUCGGAAAAGAAUGUUCAGCCAAUACUAUCCUAAAUGCUAAAUCUAGUCAUCCUAAACAUUUGAUUCAUAAUAUACCAUUUAGUCAAUUUCUACAUUUACAACGAAUUUGCUCAAAAGAAGAAGAUUUUUAAAUAGAUCUUUAGCUUUUUCUAUAAAGUCUUAGAGAGAGGGUGCUGAAAAAGUAAAUACAAAUGAUACAAAUGAUACAACAUCACAGUCAAAAGAUAUUUCUACCAUCUUAUCUUGUAUUCUUACAUAUAGUCCUCAGUAUGAUGCGAUUAAGAGAAUUAUAGAUAAGAGCCUAGUUAUCCUUAAGACUGAUCCGACACUAGACAAAAUUAACACAUCAGUGACUAGGCAUUUUCAUGAAUGCUCCAAUAGAUCAUUGUCUAACCUUUCAGUUCUAGGCAUUGAUAGAAUUAUCCCAAGUCCUAGAGGAGGCAAUAUUACCAAUUCCCUAAUUGAAAAAAACUAAAAUGGAUUUCUUACCUAAACACACAAACAAACCUGAAGGUUUAAAUUACAGCUACAAUGUAUCUUGCUAUGUAUAGUUAAUGAAACUGAUGUGUCUUGGAGAACUCAUGUAGCAUGACUAUUAUAUUCUUUAUGGAUACUCCACAUACACAUCCUUUCAAAUCUGGAUUGAUUGCUUUUUACAUGAUUUAAGAAUAUGUACUCAAAUAAUUAUAUAGCUUAAAAUAAACCCUAUUCAUAUGUUUCUUCUAUAUAGUGCUAGCUCUAUAAUGGAUAAUUACUACACAAUGAUUUAAGAAGUUAAAUAAUAAAACAAGGAAUAAAUAAGCCAAGAACAAAGCUCAAACUAAAGACAUAAAACAUUUUGUAUAUACUAUUCUAUGGAGAUCCCUAAACUACAUUGCUUUAACACCCGUGCUUUCUUUCUCACAACCACAACUGUCACUUAGUUAACUUUGAUUAACAAUACAUUGUGAUUGGUUGAAUUUUUCCUUUAAAGCCAUUGGCUCAUUUUGCUUUAAAUACCUAUUGUUUGCAGAUUGUAAUGCAGCCUAUGAUUAAAUACCAUGUAGGUACAAAACAUGUAAGGCUUUGUAGCACUGUUAGUUUAAAUAAACUAUUUUUACUUCA